UGAAAAUUUCUCCUUAACCCGCACUCAAAUUAAAAAAUACGCGCACGAGGUGCACACAGCACACUCCAUUUUCUUCACAUGGCCUGGACAAAUUCAACCUAGGCAUGAAAUAAGGAGAAGUAAAAGAAAAUUGCUGUCCAUUGACUUCCAUCUUACAUCCUGCUCUGGAACUCAAGCAGUUUGUAAAAGCUGUCCACUUUCUUCUAUCAACAAUGGCCUCGUGCCAGUUCCUCUGCAGUCACCAACUCUACUCGUCCGCAAACGGCAAACCCCACUCGAAUUCCUUCAGUAAAAGCAGUUUCUUACUACCCUGUUCGAUUAAGCCAAAUGGGUCAUCGAUUGUCCAGAAAAAAUGUAAAUCUUUAAGGUCCCUUUUCGUCAAAGCCACAGCUUCUGAUUCGAAAACUGGCAGAAAACAAGUGGAGGUUGUCUAUGAUUUUGAAGGUAAGUUUAACAAGCUGGCAGAUGAAGUGGAUAAGGAUGCUGGGUUGUCAAGGCUCACUCUUUUUUCGCCUUGUAAGGUGAAUUUGGUGUCUUUUGGAGUGCAGAUUAAUGUUUUCUUGCGAAUAACAGGAAAAAGGGCAGAUGGCUAUCAUGAUUUGGCAUCUCUCUUCCAUGUAAUCAGUCUAGGAGACAAAAUAAAGUUCUCUUUGUCCCCAUCAGAAUCGACAGAUUGUUUAUCGGCCAAUGUCCCAGGGGUUCCUCUAGAUGAGAGAAAUUUGAUAAUUAAGGCUCUUAAUCUUUUCAGGAAAAAGACUGGAGUUGACAAUUACUUCUGGAUCCAUCUUGAUAAGAAGGUGCCUACAGGAGCUGGGCUUGGUGGUGGCAGUAGCAAUGCUGCCACUGCUUUAUGGGCGGCAAAUCAGUUCAGUGGUUGUGUUGCCACUGAAAAGGAGCUUCAAGAUUGGUCUAGCGAGAUUGGCUCAGACAUUCCCUUCUUUUUCUCACAGGGAUCUGCUUAUUGCACGGGUAGAGGCGAGGUUGUUGAAAAUAUUCCUCCAUCUAUACCCCUUGACCUUCCAAUGGUUCUCAUUAAACCGCAAGAGGCGUGCCCCACUGCUGAAGUUUACAAGGCCCUUAGGAUGGAAAAUACGAGCAAGAUUGAUCCUUUGAGUUUGCUAGAGAAGAUUUCAAGUAAUGGAAUAUCACAGGAUGUUUGCAUCAAUGAUUUAGAACCACCAGCUUUUGAGGUCCUCCCAUCUCUAAAAAGGUUAAAACAGCGAAUAGCUGCCGCAGGUCGAGGACAGUAUGAUGCCGUUUUCAUGUCCGGCAGUGGGAGCACUAUCGUAGGUGUAGGCUCUCCAGAUCCUCCUCAUUUUGUCUAUGAUGACGAUGAGUACAAGAAUGUCUUUGUAUCAGUUUCUUUUCAUUGGUUUCAUCUGGACUUUCUGUUUGAUGUGAAUGCAGAGGCCAGCUUUAUUACCCGUCCAACGAACCAAUGGUAUGCGGAACCUAUUUCUACAGACGCUAGCAUUUCAAUCACAGGAUCUUCUUAAUAGCAUGCUCGCGUAAAAUCUUCGUGUAUGAGAAGUGCCAUGCAUAGAUUUUUAAUACUUGGAAAAGAAAAGGAAAAAAAAAAACAGCCAUUCUCCGUUCUUGGUUUGGUUGCCAAAGUGGGCACGCGCAGGAGAUGUAAUGAAUUUCAGCAUGUUUUAGAACACUUCCCAGUAAAACAUGAAACUGUUAGAAGAAAAAUAAAAAUAAAAGCAUAUUUGAAGUGUUUUAGUGAAAAUAAAUUUC
Molecule: messenger RNA, 1740 nt
Organism: Striga asiatica
Lineage: Eukaryota; Viridiplantae; Streptophyta; Magnoliopsida; Lamiales; Orobanchaceae
Source: the annotation of a GenBank genome assembly